AUGUUACAUGUCUUAUCACUUCAAAGCAUACUUUCAAUACCAGAAGAACUCACCAAAAAUGUAGAAAACUAUGAAGCUUUGACUGAUGAAAAUAUAGAAGAAAUAGAAAUAGUUAUUUUUGCAAGAAGAAAUAAUAUAACUGAAACAGACACAUCCUCUUAUCCACCAAAAAAACAUGUACUUAGCUUACUCUUAGAAGAAAAUUGA
Messenger RNA from Diversispora eburnea, 207 nucleotides. Lineage: Eukaryota; Fungi; Glomeromycota; Glomeromycetes; Diversisporales; Diversisporaceae. The record is from the annotation of a GenBank genome assembly.